AUGACACCUUCCCCCACACGUACAACCGAGACUCUGUCCUCUUCUCAUUCUCGCCAUGAUCCACCCUUGUAUGUGCAAUUCACAUCUCAAGGGACGCUAGACGUACCAGGUACACUCUUCAUGAGCCAAACACUUUGGACUGUGGGACACGUUAGGGCUUUGGCAGAUCGGAUGAACGAUGUUGAAAGGUGGUUAGUCGAUUAG
Laccaria bicolor S238N-H82 is the source of this 204-nucleotide messenger RNA. RefSeq lists its product as uncharacterized. The record is from RefSeq and is a predicted model, not a curated record. Lineage: Eukaryota; Fungi; Basidiomycota; Agaricomycetes; Agaricales; Hydnangiaceae. Bases 1 to 204 code for a protein of 67 amino acids. The transcript has a single exon.